This is a messenger RNA of Rhodamnia argentea, 1187 nucleotides long. Its product is annotated as squamosa promoter-binding-like protein 7. Gene Ontology annotation, molecular function: DNA binding. The record is from RefSeq and is a predicted model, not a curated record. Bases 204 to 1187 code for a protein of 327 amino acids. Lineage: Eukaryota; Viridiplantae; Streptophyta; Magnoliopsida; Myrtales; Myrtaceae. The transcript has 3 exons. Gene Ontology annotation, cellular component: nucleus.
GACAUGUCCCUCUUCGGGUGGCACUUCAUUUGUGCACGGUGUCUCCUCCUCCAAUUAUUGCUCCUCCCCUCUUUCCCCAAAUUAGGAGACACACACCCACUUGCAGUAGAGAGAGAAAGAGAAGGAGAAAGAGAAAGAGAAAGCCUUUGAGGACAGUUGCGACUGACUGUACUUGAAGCAAAGGAGGUUCCCAAGGAGCAAGCAUGGAAAAUGGCGGGAGCUACCCCGAUUACCACACGUACUCGCCCAACCCCCAAGCGCAGAACGGUCACUUCCCCGCCCACCUCCCCCACUGGGACACCGCUGACCUUAGCUCCGUCGGUCGCCACCCUCAGCCCGUGCUCCGCCCUCUCUACGCCGGGGGCGGAGGAGGAGGAGGAGAGCUAGGCGCGCCGCCCGUGCGGGCCGACCAGCACCUCACGUGCCUGCAGCUGGGCAAGAGGCGCUACUUCGAAAGCGAUGGAGCAGGGGGCGACAGGAGGUGCAAGACCCACCACGGGGGAGCGACGGCGGUGCCUAGGUGCCAAGUGGAGGGGUGCCAUGUGGCGCUGGGAGACGCCAAGGAGUACCAUAGGCGGCACAAGGUGUGCGAGUCGCACUCCAAAGCUCCCGCGGUGGUGGUGCUCGGCCUGGAGCAGCGCUUCUGCCAACAGUGCAGUCGGUUCCACCAGGUGUCGGAGUUUGACGAUGCCAAGAGGAGUUGCCGGAGGAGAUUGGCCGGGCACAACGAGCGCCGGAGAAAGAGCUCUCACGAUUCUCUUCCCACCAACACAUCUCAGGGAUGUGCUCUCUCUCUUCUGUCAUCGAGAACGGAUCCGUGGGUCUCUCCAUCCGAGCUCUCCUCAAGAUCCAGUGCUGCGCUGCGCGAGCUCAUUGCUGAACACCGGGCAACCAUCUUGGCGAGGCAGCUCAUCUUGGAUCGGGACUGGCACUUGUACUAUGCUGGAGGGGACCUCGGUGAGGCUCAAAAUGGCGGCUCCGCUUCAUUUUUCCCCAGCGGGCACCAAAUGUUGCCUGAACCACGCUGCUGGGACAGGUUCCAGGAGGAACCAGGCACGCAGGUCACUCUAGAUCUCAUGCAAGCGCCGAGCUCCGCGUUCGGUUUGCUGUCCAUGAGGGAAAAGGCUAAGGAUGAGGAAGAGUGUUCAGAUAUAUGGAACUCUUUUGAGAGUACCCAUGUCGUUUAA